This is a messenger RNA of Macrobrachium nipponense, 620 nucleotides long. RefSeq lists its product as uncharacterized. Lineage: Eukaryota; Metazoa; Arthropoda; Malacostraca; Decapoda; Palaemonidae. The transcript has 4 exons. The coding region runs from base 63 to 620 and encodes 185 amino acids. The record is from RefSeq and is a predicted model, not a curated record.
CCGAAGAGCAUUGAGAGAGAAGGGAAGACGCGUCACUGAUCGUAAAACCAAGCGACAUCGAGAUGGCUUCGGCUUCGUUAAUAUUUCUGUGCUUCGUCGGGAGUGUGAUAGUCUCUUUGGCAAGCGGCUGCUCUUCCCCUUACCAGAAAGUUGGACAAUGGUGUAUAUUCGUGAACAUCACGGCGCCUGCAGGAGGGCCAGGCCAACCCGUCAGCUGGUUGCAAGCCAAGGCAUCCUGCCAGCAAUCCAAUGCGGACUUGGUCACCUUAGAAGAUCAGAGGAAAUUGUUCGCCAUUACACAAUACCUCAACCUCAAUUUCAGAUCUGAGUCUCAAGGAGGCUGGGUAUACUGGGUUGGCGCCCUUGGGUCGAACCGCGAAUGGCAGUGGGUCAAUAAUAAGCCCCUGAGCCUCCUCCUCAAAUAUGUAAGUAUUCCUUAUUUGAAUCAUGUUAAGCUUCGUAAUCAGCUUGGUAAAGUUAUUAUUAUUUUUUCUAGAUUCCUUUUCAGGGAUCUUGGGAUUGUGCCUACUGGCUGCCAGACCAACCCUCCGUGGAACCCACCACGCAACAUGGUCGUUUGGUACCUGCCGAUAAGGUUCACGGGAGGAGAUACCUCCUGA